UGGGAUCUGGGGGCGGAGAGCGACAGCACGCACACAUAUGCGCGCGAUACACACCGCACAACCACAGCUGUGGAGCGUUCACGUUGGCUCAUCACCAUGAGUGCACCCCGUAAUAGCGAUGGAACAUCCGGCAGAAAGAGACCUCUCGAGCCUCCUCGCGGCGACGAGGAAGCACCGCAGUCGUUAUCUCGCCGCACACCCAGCCGACAAUUUGAACCACCACCCAGUGCCGGUGACCUUAUCAGAGACGACGGCAACUCCAAAAGCAAUGACGGCCAGGACCAGUAUGGAGAUGAAUCCGAUAUCUUCGACGUGGCCGACCUGCCUAACGACACAAUGGCGACUGUACUCUCUCUUCAAAGAGAGUUCUACGGGGGACAGCCUCCGACGGGGAGCGUCGGCGAACGUACAGGAGUUGUUCUGCAGCACCAAAUCUACACGGUGCUGGAGAACAGGACCGCCGUAGAUGUCGAGCUUACAGCAAUGCGAAAGGAGAACGUUCUCAGAACCUUCCGCCUUGGCACCGGCCGCGAGGACUGGGGGAUCAUGAGCACAGCGCACUAUCUCCGGGUGAUAUCCAACUGCCUGGGCGACACAAUCACGCGAGAGAAUGGCUCCAAGCAGCCGGCAAGAACCACGGCAGCAUCGGUACGAGGAGGCCACGCCUUCGCACGGAGUAGUACCAGCACCGUUGGUGGCAGUAGAAACACCGCCAACGCAAGCACAAGCCGUGGGAGCGGUGGCAACGGGGGCGGCAGCAGCAGCGGGCGUAGAAGCCCGACCAGCACCAGCUUCUCCGUGUCCGGCGCUUCGCCGAAACCUUCUGCCCAGGAGCACCAUUCCUCUCUGGCGAGAAACGUGCUCGAGCGUCUGGUGCUCUCGAACACCAAAGCUUACGCCUCUCGAAAAGAGGUGCUGAAUACCAUGCGAGAGGUUCGGGAGAGCAACACCGAGGCAAGUGGUGGUGGGGCUUCUGCUGCUGCUCCUGGGGGGCCCGCUGUUUCGGGAGGUGGGGGUGGUCGCGGCAAGGGAAAGGAGAGAGCCCCCGACAGGAUAAUGGGCGGGGACGAGGAGAAGGACUUGAGGAGUUUGAAGCAAACCGAGGAGGAAGUGGUCUCCCUCACCAGCAAACUUAUUCGGGCCGGGUUUCUUCUGCCGAGGCGAGACGUUGGUCGCGAAGAGGCCUACUGGUUUUCGAUGCCACAGCUUGGGAAGGUCAUCACCUCCAUCGCUCGGGGUCGCAAGGACGUGUUAGCCGCUCUCAAGCGCACGCGAUAUAAGGAAAUGCGACGCGCCGCCCUAGAAAAGAAAAAUCCCGCCAAGGCCACAGGUCUACCGCUCAGCUUUCACGUCAGAGAUCUGCUGGGGUUGGGCAUGAUCCGCGAGCUGGACACGCCGUCCGGGAUGUUUCUCAGGCUCCCGUCAGACCCGUCUUAA
Molecule: messenger RNA, 1437 nt
Organism: Ectocarpus siliculosus
Lineage: Eukaryota; Phaeophyceae; Ectocarpales; Ectocarpaceae
Source: the annotation of a GenBank genome assembly